Lecanosticta acicola is the source of this 590-nucleotide messenger RNA. The record is from the annotation of a GenBank genome assembly. NCBI's taxonomy places the organism in Eukaryota, Fungi, Ascomycota, Dothideomycetes, Mycosphaerellales, Mycosphaerellaceae.
AUGUCGGAAGGCCAAGUGACUCUGCGCACGCGCAAGUUCAUCCGCAACCCACUGCUGGGCCGCAAGCAGAUGGUCGUGUGCGUACAGCGACAACGCCAUCCCCCUCCAUCCAUCCCCCGCGAAGUACUAACAUGGGAAUUCUCACCGCAGUGACGUCCUCCACCCAUCGCGCGCCAACGUCUCCAAGGACGAGCUCCGCCAGAAGCUCUCCGAGCUGUACAAGACCAACAAGGACCAAGUCUCGGUCUUCGGCUUCCGCACCCAGUACGGUGGUGGCAAGAGCACCGGCUUCGCCCUCCUCUACGACUCCGCCGAGGCCAUGAAGAGCUUCGAGCCCCGAUACCGUCUGAUCCGCUACGGACAGGCCACCAAGAUCGAGCGCGCCUCGAGACAGCAGCGUGAGUGCACCCUGCAUGUGCGAUGGAUUGAGACUUCGGUCUCCUUUGCGAACAUGGAUACCACACCUUGUGUUUCAACGGGACAAUACACUGAUGAGGCGGUGGGAUACAGGCAAGCAGAGAAAGAACCGCUCCAAGGAGUUCCGCGGUACGGCCAAGACAAAGGGCGCCGCGAAGAAGGACAAGAAAUAG